Xenia sp. Carnegie-2017 is the source of this 646-nucleotide messenger RNA. RefSeq names its product lysozyme 3-like. Lineage: Eukaryota; Metazoa; Cnidaria; Anthozoa; Malacalcyonacea; Xeniidae. The record is from RefSeq and is a predicted model, not a curated record. Gene Ontology annotation, molecular function: lysozyme activity. The transcript is spliced from 3 exons. The coding region runs from base 103 to 519 and encodes 138 amino acids.
CGUCAUUUCAGAGCAUUGCAGAAGAGAUCGAACCUGAGAAAGAAACAAACUGAGUUUUUAAAACUUUGUAAAAGCGUGGAAAAUAUCACGAAAAGCGAAAAGAUGUUUUCAGCUAUUUAUAUUUGCCUGCUGCUGGUUGCUCUUCCUUAUGCUGUUCAAGGCUAUGUGUCAAGUACUUGCUUGAGAUGUAUUUGCAAUGUUGAGUCUGGCUGCCGUACAUCUGUGAGAUGUGGAGAUAAUGGAAGGUCUUGUGGACCAUAUCAAAUUCAAUAUGGUUAUUGGACCGACGCUUCAAGUCCAGGUCGUGGCUAUCGACAAUGCGUUGACACUUUUUCUUGCGCAGAAACUACCAUUCAAAAUUAUAUGAACAGGUACGCCACCUAUGCUCGACUUGGCCACAAUCCUACGUGUGAAGAUUAUGCUCGAAUUCAUAAUGGUGGACCAAAUGGAUACAGGAGCUCUUCAACUCUUGGUUAUUGGCAAAAAAUUCGGAACGAGGGAUGUACUCGAUACAGCUAGAUGUUACUGUGGCAACCCCGAUAUGUGGACGUUAAUAUAUCACAUCAUAAAUUUGAGAAUUUUUACAUAAAGUUGCUGUAGUUGAUUUAGUUGUCCUCAUUUAAUUAAAUUGCAUUAAAAAAUCAAA